AUGGUUGAUCUGAAGAACGGUAUAGGUAGACGCUGUCCAUGGUUAAUGGAUGAUGUUUGUGGUAAACCAUGUACCACUCAGUCGGCUAGUUGUAUCGCGGACUUCAAAUACCAAUUACUUAGUGGCACCGAUACAGAUAUAUGUGGAUUGAUCAAAUUGGCUAAAGAAUGUAUCAUUUCCAAAAGUAACACAUGUGGUGCAAAACAGAAACAGGCAGGACUGGAUAGACUCGACAAAGCAAUUGAAGGCUUGAACAUACCAGUUAACUGUGAAGAUGGCAAUGCCGUACAGAAAUGUCUGAUAUCCAAUAGACAAGCUGUGUUGUCUGAACUGUCUCAGAGAGCUAGUGUUUCUGAUGGUGAUGCGGUUUGUAGCUCGAUUACCUCCAUGAAUGAGUGCAUUGAAAAUGAGAAGGAUGGCGAUGAGGUACCUCAAGCAAUUAGAGAUAUCUUGGACGCAGUGUUCCCCUUGAAAUUGGAUUGUUCAGCAAAUUUGGACGGCAGUUGUGCAUUCAAAGACAUUAAAUCCGCAACUCAGAGGCUCCUGGAUUUCCUUAUAGCAGUUGCAUCCGACCAGACCUCGGACUUCGAGAAAGACGUGUAUUGCAGUAAGCUGAAAGUAUUGGAAGAUUAUGUAUCAGGUCUCGUUGGUGAAUGCAAUGAUAGAGGUUUGGGAAAGGUACUCAAUGGUAUGCAAUCAUUCUGUGAACCAGACAACGGAUGUGACGAUCUCGAGACUACCUUAGAUGCCUGUGUUUCUCUUUAUACCCAAGUGAAAAAUGACGAAGAUAAAUCAUGCAUAGGAAUUCAACUAGCAAGAAUAUGCCUAUCGUCAGCAGUCACAGGAUGUACAGGUUCCACUGUAACGACCCUUCUAAAUACGAGACUACAACUCCUACUCACUGAUCCUCUAUGUCCACCGAUACCACAAUUCAAGCUUGCAACGUCCACCAAGAAGACUAUAUAUCUGUUAGAAGGCGGUCCUAGUUUCCCAUUAUCAGUAUCAUUGUUAGAAUCUCCUGGAGACAAUGCUAUACUUAAACUGACUGUCAAAGCUUCCAACAUGGCUUCUUCACCGCCAAAAUGCCGAAGUGAAGAUGACGAAGGCUUCCAACAAAUCCACGUGACGAAUCCAAAUUCCCUAGAAUUUACCAAAGACAAUUUUAAUAAGGCCAUAACCUUUGACCUCAGUGCUGUACUUGAUGGACGUGUCGAUGGAUCGCAAACGAUGAUGGUGCAGAUAGUAGCUGAUCUGGUCGUCAAUGGUAACAUUAAAUACAGUGACCUCAUUGCUGAAUAUACCGUACUGGUUGUCGAUAGAGAUGAUAAAACAGCAAUUUGUUCCUCAAUAAACGAUCCUCACGUAAAAACAUUCGAUAAACUAUUGUAUGAUAAUCAACUUCAGGGGAAGUUUGUACUAUAUAAACAUCAAACAUUACCUUAUAUGGUUCAAGUGACCUACCAGAAAUGUGCUGAAGAAGGAACAUGUAACUGCCGUGUGCAGAUCCUCUCUGGUGAUGAUGUCAUAGACUUUAACAGAUGUUAUACAGAGACUGACGAUCGUGAUGUAUCCAAACCAUUAGAGCUAUCAAUUACUAGAACUGGAGAUUUUACCCACAACACACAGAUCUAUAGCCAAGAUGAAGGUCGCAGAUUUUACGUAUUGUUACCAACUGGUACCCUGGUACAGAUCAGACUUGGUGAUUUUUAUAUGAACGUGUGGAUUACUCCUUCAGUUGUAGAUAAAGAUCAUACGGAAGGUCUAUGUGGAGUGUACAAUGGAGAUACCUACGAUGAUUUGAGAUUACCUAACGGUGAUAAAUAUACAGUAAUUGAUGCAGAUAAGACUGGGGGUGUUUUAACUGUCAAUGAUUUCUCUAAAGAAUGGAGAGUUAUUAUAGAUUCAGAUAACGACUUGAGUGUAAGUUCUACUGCAUACUAUUCUGAUGUAACAUCAACGAAACAAUAUACAGUUGAAGCUUGUGGUCUAGUACAGGGUAUUGAUAUCACAAGUGAUCUGGUCUCAGAAAGUGAAGAGUACGCCACUGAUGGUAGAAAAAAGAGAGCUGUUGCUAAUGAUAAUAUUGAUAUUGAUGAGUCUGCCAAACCUUCAGUCAGUGAAUGGCCCACCAAGACAGGCUGGACUCUGAAUAACGCCACAAAAUUCUGCCAAGACAACAUCCUGAGCUGGGGCGUGACGCAGAAGUGUUUGGAAGCAAUCAGCGCUAUUGGCGGGAAAACAAAUUUUGAAACAGAAGUGAAUAACUGUGUGGCAGACAUCAAGUUGAGUGGAAAUACGAAUUGGGUUGAUUCAGCUAAAGAUGAUGUUCUACAGAAUUGUUUAAAUGAACUCAAUAAGGACGUCCAGUACCUGAAUAAUCCCGAAGCCAAACUGCAGGCUGAAGCUGUGAUGAGUUCUUCGUGCAAUCCAUCAGAUUGUAAUGGUAAUGGUCAAUGUACAACUGGUACAUGUAUAUGUAAGAAGGAUUAUUAUGGAUCGGAUUGUUCAAUGAAGGAAGAUGAACUGCCAACCCCAGUCCUGUACAGCAUCAAGAAUAACGGAGAAUGUAUACUAUCAGACAAGUCUAGUUGUACUAAUGUCUUUAUUAGUGGUAGACAAUUCAUACAAUCUGAAAAGCUCACCUGCCAUAUACAGCCAUUGGAGGUAACGGAAACUGGACAUAAGGCAGUAGGCCAACCAACCAUUGUAAUUGCUAAACUGUUGACGUUAAAUCAGAUCUCCUGUAAAGUGAGCGGUAUCAAAACACCUACCACCAGUCUCCAUAUCUCUAUCAGUAAUAAUGGAAAGUCAACUAGUAACAAGCUGAUGUAUAUCGCUUAUAACGUCGCGAUCCAUCAGUGUAAUGCCCUGGAAGGCACCUGUAAAUUACAGUCCAAUCUCUGUAAGAUUGGUGGUCAGGUUUACAAUAAAGAUGAAAGUCUACCCACUGAUAAAUGUUUAUAUUGUAACCCAGAAGAAUCUCAAACUAGAUGGUCGUCAAAAUCAGAAGCCGGAUGUGAGAUUAUAGCGGAGAGGAGAGAUGAUAAUCCCAGUGGAUUAGGAUUAACCGAAACUAUAAUUAUCGGAGUAAUUGGUGGCUUAGCAUUCUUUAUUAUUGUGGCCAUUUUAAUCAAAUUUGUUCUCGUCAAACGAAAUAGACGAACUCCAAAGAGAGUAGAUGAUACGGAGGUUGCUCUUCCACCUUCUCCUAAAUCACCCCAGGAACGAGAACUCCAGAUUUUCCAGAAUGAGGUCUAUGUGAGCAGUGAUGAUUUGAAAGAUGAAAACGAUUCAAUGCCAGAACUGAAUGAUUCUCGAUAUUUUGAUGACAGAAGUGCCUCCGAAAGAUGCAGCACAAGAAUUAAACCACGAAUAAACACACAGUCUAUGUCGGGGCCGUUUGUGACCAAAAUAGAUAUCAAUUGA
This is a messenger RNA of Lottia gigantea (owl limpet), 3426 nucleotides long. RefSeq lists its product as hypothetical. The record is from RefSeq and is a predicted model, not a curated record. Bases 1 to 3426 code for a protein of 1141 amino acids. The transcript has 22 exons. Lineage: Eukaryota; Metazoa; Mollusca; Gastropoda; Lottiidae.